Molecule: messenger RNA, 2320 nt
Organism: Diceros bicornis minor
Lineage: Eukaryota; Metazoa; Chordata; Mammalia; Perissodactyla; Rhinocerotidae
Gene: TIGAR
Product: TP53 induced glycolysis regulatory phosphatase
Exons: 6
Coding region: 177-989 (270 amino acids)
Biological process (GO): regulation of pentose-phosphate shunt; fructose 1,6-bisphosphate metabolic process; fructose 2,6-bisphosphate metabolic process
Cellular component (GO): cytosol
Molecular function (GO): fructose-2,6-bisphosphate 2-phosphatase activity
Source: RefSeq, a predicted model, not a curated record
CUUCCGGAGAUGACGUAGGCGGCUGCCUCGGCCUAUGGCCGCGGAGCCGGCCGGCCGGCGGGGAUAGGCGGAAGUGGGGUGGGCGAGGGAGCCCGCAGUGCGGAGCAGCGGCGCGGCGCGGGGCGGGGGACGCGGGCCGGGCUGUGGCCUUGGCUUCUUCUGCCUCCGGGGCCAGCAUGAUGACGCGCUUCGCUCUGACCGUUGUCCGACAUGGAGAAACAAGAUUUAACAAGGAGAAAAUAAUUCAAGGACAAGGAGUAGAUGAGCCUCUUUCAGAAACUGGAUUUAAACAAGCAGCCGCUGCUGGUGUAUUUCUUACUAAUGUGCAGUUUACUCAUGUUUUCUCCAGUGACCUCACCAGGACAAAGCAGACCACGUGUGGGAUUUUGGAGAAGAGCAAAUUUUGCAAAGAUAUGACAGUAAAGUAUGAUUCAAGACUUCGAGAAAGGAAAUACGGAGUUGCAGAAGGCAGGGCGCUGGGUGAGAUGAGAGCGAUGGCCAAAGCAGCUGGAGAAGAAUGCCCUGUAUUCACACCAUCCGGAGGAGAGACCUUAGACCAGGUGAAAAUGCGUGGAAAAGACUUUUUUGAAUUUCUUUGUCAACUGAUCUUGAAAGAGACGGGUCAGAAAGGACAGUUUUCACAAGGAGCUCCAAGCAACUCCCUGGAAACUUCUUUGGCAAAGAUAUUUCCUUUAGGAAAACACUGCUUCUCCGAAUUUAAUUCAGACGGCGGUGCUCCAGGAUUAGCAGCCAGUGUCUUAGUUGUGAGUCACGGCGCUUACAUGAGAAGCCUGUUUGGUUAUUUUCUGACUGACCUUAAGUGUUCCUUACCAGCAAGUCUGAGCAAAUCUGAACUGUCAGCCAGCCCCAAUACGGGCAUUAGUGUCUUUAUCGUAAACUUUGAGAAAGGAAGAGAAGCUCAACCAACAGUUCAGUGUGUUUGUAUGAACCUGCAGGAACAUCUCAACAGAGUGACUGAAAUGUGCUAAAUUUAAAUCUAUGUCAAAAUCUAACGAUUUUGAGCCUCUGAGGGAGUGCCUUUGACUCUGUUUCCAUCCUCUGCUAGUGCUGAUUUGGAAACAAUUAAAAAGCCGUCUAGCAUGGCAUGUUAUAAAGCUCGAAUGGAAUCAUAGCCACAAAAAACACUAAUGGGAAACCAUUUAGAAUUGACUUAUUUUGUCUGAGUACAGCUGGCAUUUCCCAGAGUAAUUUUACCACCAUGCUUGGUUACUUCUCUGGCUUAUAAAUGGAUGGAGGAACUCAUUAUUGCAAAUUGAGGGAUUCAUAACAUUGUUAGUUUUUUUUUUUCCUUUUUUAUGUUGAUAUUUUUCUUUCAAGUCUGAAAAAUCUAGCCUAUUUUAUUGGCUCUUGGUAGGAUACUGUAUAUUUGUUACUAUCUCAUCCAGUGCUUGGAAGAAGGAACUAUUUAUAAUUCCCACUGCAUAUUUAUAGUGACAAUAUGUUAUAUUUAAAAAGUCCUUUAAAUGAAAAAUGCUUACCAUCAUAAAUUUAUGUAAAAGAAAAAUGACACUAAAAUGUUUAAUAUAGAAAUCGACUGUUGGGAUUUGUUACUCUGGAGGGUUUGAAAUGUGGAUGAAUACAGAUUAUGAUUGCAGAAUGGUCUCAUGAAGAAGUUAAAGCCUCAUUUGAUUAAAAACCAUGAAAGAAGGAAUGCAAGUGGGAGAAAAUGAAAGAGCAGAUCUUUCUUAUCUAACCUGUAGGCUGAAGAAUUUAAUUUGAGGAAGGCUCUAAAGAAAGUGAACAGUUACUAGGGUAUCACACAGUAACCCCAGAACGAGAGAGGAUGCUUCCUUGAAAAGAGUGGUGCCCUGGGAACCACGACUGUGGGUGUUUGUGGAAGGUACAAAUGAGGUUGCCUCUGUUUUCCACCAGAUGGCACUGGAGAAAAGGAUUUUGGUUCACUUAAUUUUGUACCCAAGAUUGGUCCCUCAGAAAUCCUCAUCUAAAUGAAGGAAGUGUUUUACAUGUGGUUUGCUUUUAAGUUAUCAUGUUGCUGAUGCUGUGAGUCUCAACUUAGAAGAGGAGUAAUUCUAAAGUUUGUCAGUUAAGGCUAAAAUCAUGUAUAGUCAAAAUUUACUUUGAGCAUCGUUUAAAUCAAGUAUAAACUUCAGUAUUAUGCUCUUCUCAGUGUCCAGUGCCACCAGUUUUCCUACCACUAUUGGAACAGAGCAAGUAGUUUGAGCAUCAAGGGAAGUAUGCUGCAAAAGAAAACUUGAAAAGUUACUGAAAAGGACAAAUAAUGAUAAAUAUCCGCAUUCCCACCAUCCAGAAGUAAUAACUUUCCCCCCUCUUUUUUUUU